GGUGGUGGCCGACAUGCGGGAGAAGCGCUACGUGCAGGAGGGCAUCGGCAGCAGUUACCUCUUCCGCGUGGACCACGACACCAUCAUCGACGCCACCAAGUGCGGCAACUUGGCCCGGUUCAUCAACCACUGCUGCACGCCCAACUGCUACGCCAAGGUCAUCACCAUCGAGGCGCAGAAGAAGAUCGUCAUCUACUCCAAGCAGCCCAUCGGGGUCAACGAGGAGAUCACCUACGACUACAAGUUCCCCAUCGAGGACACCAAGAUCCCCUGUCUCUGCCGCACCGAGAGCUGCCGCGGCACCCUCAACUAGCCACCCGCCCCGCCCCGCCGGCCACCGGGGCCGAGGGACGCUCGCCCCGCCCUCUUGGAGGCCACCAGGGUUGGUUUGAGGCCACCAGAGUUGACUUGAGGCCACCAGGAUUGAUGUAGAGGGCACCAUCGUUGACAUGUGGCCACCAGGGUUGACAUAGAGGCCACCAGGGUUGAGAUGUGGCCACCAGCAUCGUUGACGUGUGGCCACCAGGGUUGGUUUGAGGCCACCAGGGUUGACUUGAGGCCACCAGGAUUGGUUUGAGGACACCAGGGUUGAGAUGUGGCCACCAGCGUCGUUGACUUGUGGCCACCAGGGUUGGAGGGAGGGCACCAUGAUUGACGUGUGGUCACCAGGGUUGACUUGUGGCCACCAGAGUUGGUUUGAGGCCACCAGGGUUGAUGUAGAGGCCUCCAGGGUUGAGUUGAGGCCACCAUCGUUGAGAUGUGGCCACCAGCAUCGUUGACUUGUGGCCACCAGGGUUGACUUAGAGGCCACCAGGGUUGACUUGAGGACACCAGGGUUGACUUGUGGCCACCAGGGUUGACUUGAGGUCACCAGGGUUGACGUAGAGGCCACCAGGGUUGACAUAGAGGCCAUCAUGGUUGAGAUGUGACCACCAGGGUUGACGUAGAGGCCACCAUGAUUGACUUGUGGCCACCAGAGUUGGUUUGAGGCCACCAGGGUUGAUGUAGAGGCCACCACGCUUGGUUUGAGACCAUCGUAGUUGAGAUGUGGCCACCAGCAUCGUUGACUUGAGGCCACCACGCUUGGUUUGAGGCCACCAGAGUUGACUUGUGGCCACCAGAGUUGGUUUGAGGCCACCAGGGUUGACUUGAGGCCACCGUAGUUGAGAUGUGGCCACCAGCAUUGUUGACGUGUGGCCACCAGAGUUGACUUGUGGCCACCAACGUUGGUUUGAGACCAUCGUAGUUGAGAUGUGGUCACCAGCAUCGUUGAUGUGUGGCCACCAGGGUUGACAUAGAGGCCAUCAUGGUUGAUGUGUGGCCACCAGGGUUGAGUUGAGGCCACCAGGGUUGGGGGGAGGGCACCUCAGGGUGGCGUGAGGUCCCCCAUGACAUCACCAGGGUCCACCCUGACGUCACCAGGGUCCGGUGUGACAUCAUCAUGUCCACCGUGAUGUCACCAAGGUCUACUUUGAUGUCAUCACGUCCGCUGUGACAUCACCAGGGCCUGCCCUGACAUCACCAAGGUCCUCUGUGACGUCAUCACGUCCACCGUGACGUCACCAACGUCUGCUCUGACGUCAUCAUGUCCGCCGUGAUGUCACCAGGCUCCCCUGUGACAUCAUCACAUGCUCCAUGACAUCACCAGGGUCAUCAUGAUGUCACCAGGGUCCUCUAUGAGGUCACCAAGGUCCU
Calidris pugnax (ruff) is the source of this 1695-nucleotide messenger RNA. It is a transcript of the gene SUV39H1, whose product is annotated as suppressor of variegation 3-9 homolog 1. Gene Ontology annotation, molecular function: histone H3K4 methyltransferase activity; protein binding. The transcript has 3 exons. The record is from RefSeq and is a predicted model, not a curated record. Gene Ontology annotation, cellular component: Set1C/COMPASS complex. Lineage: Eukaryota; Metazoa; Chordata; Aves; Charadriiformes; Scolopacidae. Bases 14 to 313 code for a protein of 99 amino acids.